Molecule: messenger RNA, 4116 nt
Organism: Cloeon dipterum
Lineage: Eukaryota; Metazoa; Arthropoda; Insecta; Ephemeroptera; Baetidae
Product: DNA (cytosine-5)-methyltransferase 1-like
Exons: 22
Coding region: 220-3801 (1193 amino acids)
Biological process (GO): negative regulation of gene expression via chromosomal CpG island methylation
Cellular component (GO): nucleus
Molecular function (GO): chromatin binding; DNA binding; DNA (cytosine-5-)-methyltransferase activity
Source: RefSeq, a predicted model, not a curated record
AUGCAAACACGAGCUGAGGAAGAAAAGAGUCAAAAGAGCGAAAAGAGCUGCAAGACAAGUUCCUGCACGCACGCAUAUUUACCAUCGUUUACCAUCUAAUGCAAACGGCAUAAAGGCAAAGAGACAGAGACGCUAAUCACCGCAAGACGGAGCAGAUUUAAUUGGACUCGACUGGCGUUGUCUACAUUGUCCUAUAGAUCUGAAGAAAACCACCAAGCAAUGGACAGUCCAAGAGAGGAAGGGAGUAUUCCUGCUCUACUCCGGCCUAGGAAAUCCCGUAAAAGAGAGAAGGAUCAGGUAUCAAGCCCUGCAAAGAACAAUGACCGUAAGCGAAGGGCGAGUUCAAAGCCAGCUGCUAAGAAGCCAAAAUUUUCUAAAUUCACGACAUCCCCUUGCAAAGAUUGCGGCGCCAAUCCCUCGACUGCAGCCUGCGUUACUGCCCCUGACGCCAACUACAUCGACGAACCCAUUUUGCUCACAGACGAGUCUUUGCAGUCGGCGGAUUCGGAGCAUGAUGAAUCCAAUGGGUUGCCAAUUCUUGAGGUCUAUGACGCUAAGUUCUUCUGCAAGGACAACCACUUGUGCAGCAUUGACUCAAAUUUGGUCGAAACCGAUAAAGAUCUAUUCAUGGCUGGUACUAUCAGAGCAGUUGGAAAUUCGUCAGCAGGCAUCAUUUGCCAAAAAUCCUCCACAAUCAGUGAGUGGUGUAUCUCUGGCUUCGGCACAGCCCAUGUCAAUCUAUUGGUGGUGUCUGAAUUUGCUAACUACAAAGUGAUGAGUGUGGCCAAGGAGUAUGAACCGUUCUUCUCGAACCUGCUGAAUAUGUUCCACUGUGCCAAUCACCUCAUUAAAAACAUGAUGGAGAGCAACGAUGCAACCCUUGACGAAGUUCUCUCGGAUUUCUCGACUUUGGACAAUCCGCUGUUGACCAUUCCCACGCUGGAAGAUUUGGUUAACUACGCGCAGUUCAUUCACGACCAUGUCACCGCAUUUUUCCAAUAUCCUAAUGAGGAUGGUACCAAUGACGCGCACCUCCUCUUACUCUCAUUCUACCGGGAGUUCUGCGACCUGGCCAAUCUAGACGCGCGCAAAAAGGAGAAAGGCACUAAAGUGCACAUCAAGAAGUCCAAGGUCCCAAGCAUCACUAAAGCCACAACCACACCAAUUGUCAACCAAGCUUUUUCGCAUGUCUUCGAGGAGCAUAUGAACAUUGUUGGCAAAAGCGUUGACCAUGGUAAAGGAACUAGUGAAGAGUUUUCAGAAAAAAUCAGCGAAUUUGAGGCACUGCCAGCCAAAGGAAGGAAAUACGUUGCUGGAGCUACCCUUGGCAAAUUGAACACUAACCUCGACUACAUCAGACACAUUGAAAUCGACCAAAGAUCUGACAGUAUCACCGUAGAGGCUGGAACCUUCAUCAGGUUCUCCUGCCCCAGUAAACUAGUAGUGACUGGCCGCAAGCUGGAAACACCAUACUUUGGCCAAGUGCAGUAUUUGGUCAAAGCAAGAGAUGGAGCUGGCGUUGAAGGUCACUGUCACGUGCGCCUCUUCAUGCAGUGCCACGAGUCUAUCUUGGAGACGAUGGCCGACAAGAGAGAGGUUUUUGGCACCAUCUCCUGUAUUGAUGUUCCGUUUAAGGACAUCCAGUGCACACUGCCAAUCCUGUAUUGGUUAGAGUACGAGAAGAAAGCAGCUCCACAUCAAUUCUUCUACAAAAUGUUCCACGAACUUGAUAGUGGAGCCUUCAUCAGCUUGCCUACCCCGAAGGACGUGGCUGAGAAGAGAGGCUGUGUGUGCUGUGACAAAAUGGAAGCUGAAAAGCUGAAAAACCUGGUCCAGCCUCUUGAAGGGCCUGUAAAAGGGUUCCACUACCUUGGUGAUGUAUUCUGCACUGACUCGUUUGUGUUAAUUCCAAGCUUGGAGGAUGAGAAGCCUAAAACUCCUCCAAAGAAGACAACAAAACUGGACUCAUCAGUAUACACGGAAGCGUUUAGGAAAGAAAAGACCAGAGCGCCCGAGGUGCAUUACCAUCCUCUUGAUGUGUGUCAAAUCGUUGCUGUGACCACUGAUAUGAAACGUCAAACCUCAAUCGAGCCUUCCAAAGUGACGUUGAAAGUAAGGCUGUUUCGGAGGGCGGCUCAGACAAAAUUGAAGGAAACUGAGAAGAUGUCGCACCAUCUCCUCUUCCACACUGACCGCGUGUUUGAAAUCACGGCUAAUGACAUUCUUGGCGUCGCUUACGUGGCUUACGAAAGUUUUAUCAAGAAAAAGAAAGAGGACUGGCUCAAUGCAGGUGAAAAGCGAUUCUACUUCAAUUCUGCUUACAACAAGUGCACCCUGAGCAACAACUUGCCAUUUCAAGCAAAGCAGUGCCAAGGAGCUGUGGAGCUAAAGACUGGCUUAAGCACUGCCCCUCCUGACCACGUGGAGCCGGCAAAGCGGCUGAAAACCCUUGACGUGUUUUCAGGCUGCGGUGGCCUGUCGGCUGGUCUGCAUUCUGGCGGCCUGACUGACAGCCGGUGGGCUUGCGAAGUCGACACCGACGCUGCUGAUGCCUUCAGGAAGAAUUUUCCUGAGGCAACUGUAUUCAACCAAGACAUCAAUGCUUGGUUGGAAGACAUUAUUGAGGGAAAAGAGAUUAAUAGCCUUGGCCAGCGGUACCCAAAGGUUGGCGAGGUCGACAUGCUAAUAGGGGGACCGCCUUGCCAAGGUUUUUCUUCGAUGAACCGGUACAACACGGGCAUUGCAGCCCGGUUCAAAAACUCUUUGGUGGCCAGUUACUUCAGCAUUGUCGAGCAGUUCAAGCCUCGAUUUUUUUUGUUCGAGAAUGUUAAAAAUUUCUCACAGACGAACCAAGGGCUGUAUUUAAAGACAGCCCUUGCCUGCUGUCUGCAGCUGGGCUACCAGUUCCGUUACGCAGUGCUCCAAGCAGGCAACUUUGGUGCUCCCCAGUGUCGUCUUCGGACUGUUAUCAUUGGUGCCAAAAUUGGAGAGCAGCUGCCUCUGCUGCCCAAGGUGCAGCACACUUUGGAUUUGCCCGCCUACACCUUGGCUAUCAAUGGAAGACAAAUUGUCGAUGGUACUACAUAUGGCAGGCUUGGGGAGGAAACAUACAAGUCUGCGCCAUUCAGGGCAGUGAACGUUCACGAUGCCAUUGCAGACCUCCCUGACAUCCCUUGUGGUGAGACGGACGAGGCUCCCAAGUAUUUGCCCAUAUGUUCUUCCUACCAACAUAUGAUGCGGAAAAGGAGCAAAGAUUUAAAGGACCAUACGACCAGGAACCUGUCGACCCUUGACAAAAAACGGGUUCAGCUCAUCCCACCUGAAGGAGACUGGAGGGACCUGCCGAACUCCAGGGUGAAGCUCGAGGAUGGCGUUACCACUGUUCCUUUAUGUUACAUGAUUAAGAAUGGAAGGCGCGGAGUGUGCCCGUGUAAUUUAGUGGCCAAAGGAGAGGAAAAAAAAGUGGUAUGCGUGAAACCCGAGAAGGGCAGCAAAACGAUUGUGCCGUGGUGCCUGCCGCACACCGCAGACAGACAUGCCCACUGGGCCGGCCUCUACGGGAGGGUCAGCCUCGCAGGUCAAUUCAAAACGACGGUGACCGUCCCCGAGCCAAUGGGGAAACAGGGUAAGGUGUUGCACGCCCAUUUCAACCGAUGCUUCUCGGUCAGAGAAUUGGCGCGCUCGCAGAGCAUCCCGGACCACUUCGAGCUCAGUGGCUCGAUGGAGAACCGGUACCGCCAGGUGGGCAACGCUGUGCCUCCCCUUCUUGCUGCAGCCAUUGCACGAAUGUUCAGAGUGUGAGUGUGGAUGCUGGUGUCUUGAGCAUCAGAGUGAUAAAAUUGUGAGGUGGAUUUGUGGUAACUUGCCGUCUAAAAACACUUAAAAUGUUGGUCUUUUCCUGAUUUUACUAAUUUGAACCAAACUUGAAUAUACACCGACUUGUGUCCAUUGGUGGCAACCUCCUAUUAUUUGUUUUGUAUAUAUUUAAUUCUUAUUGCUGUAAAUGUAUGUGUAAACUUGUGUUCUGCAUUGGAAAUGUUUAAAAUUUGAAUUGUUACUUUAUUGUAGAAUUUCUGCUAAUUGGUCUCAAAUCAUAUUAAAGAAAUUUGUUUAUAA